Messenger RNA from Puma concolor (puma), 1487 nucleotides. The record is from RefSeq and is a predicted model, not a curated record. Lineage: Eukaryota; Metazoa; Chordata; Mammalia; Carnivora; Felidae.
AGAAGUAGCAAGAGAAAAUGACCACAUUCAAGGAGGUAGUGACAUUCAAGGACGUGGCUGUGGUCUUCACGGAGGAGGAGCUGGGGCUGCUGGACCCCACCCAGAGGAAGCUGUACCGAGAAGUGAUGCUGGAGAACUUCGGGAACCUGGUAUCUGUGGGGCAUCAACCAUUCAAACGAGAUAUGGUCCACUUGGUAAGGGAAGGAAAGUUUUGGAUGAUGAAGUUAGCAACCCAAGGAAAAGGCAAUUCAGGAGACAAAAUCCAACACAAGAUGGAGACUAUUCCUAAAGUGGAACCACAUGAAGAACUUUCCUGCUGGCAAAUCUGGCAGCAUAUUGCAGAUGACUUAACCUGGUGUCACGACUCCAUGAUACAGAGUUCUCAAUUCCACAGACCAUGGGAUUUACCCAGCCACGUUGAGGCAGCACGGUCUAUAACCCACACAGGCCAGAAGACUUCCCUGGGAAAUGAGUGCAAAAAGAUCUUUAGUGAUACCUCCCACUGUGAUCUUCGACACAUAAACUCAGGGGAGAAGUCUCACACAUGUCGCGAGUGUGGGAAAUGCUUCUUUUAUAGCUCAGCGCUUCGUAUUCAUCAGAGAGUUCACCUGGGAGAGAAACGGUAUAGGUGUGAGGAGUGCGGUAAGGAAUUCAGUCAGAGCUCAUGCCUGCAAACUCAUCAGAAAAUCCACACCAUAGGGAAGCCAUUCAAAUGUGGGGAAUGUGGGAAAGGCUUCAGUCGUAGAUCAGAACUUAGUAAUCAUUGCAGGUUACACUCGGGAGAGAAACUUUAUAAGUGUGAGGGAUGUGGAAAGGCCUUCAUUAAUGCUUGCCAUCUUCAGGACCAUCAGAGAGUCCAUACCGGGGAGAAGCCAUUCAAGUGUGAUAUCUGUGGUAAGAACUUCCGUCGUAGAUCAGCACUUAAUAGUCAUUGUGUGGUCCACAUGGGACAGAAACCAUACAAAUGUGAAGAAUGUGGAAAGAGCUUCUUUUCUAGGACACAUCUUUAUUAUCAUCGGAGGUUCCACACAGAGGAGAAACCUUAUAAUUGUAAGGAAUGUGGGAAGAGCUUCAGGUGGGUCUCACCUCUUUUGACACAUCAGCGAGUCCACAGUGGAGAAAAACCAUUCAAAUGUGAAGAAUGUGGGAAGGGAUUUGGUCAGAAAUCGUGCCUGCAAGCUCAUCAGAAAGUCCACACCAGAGAAAAGCCAUACAACUGUAGGACAUGUGGUAAGCACUUCACUAGGACCUCAAAUCUUAAAGUUCAUCAGAGAGUCCACACUGGAGAGAAACCGUACAAAUGUAAUGUGUGUGACAACACUCACAUCAGCGUAAAUAACCCAGAAAUUGACCCCGACACUGGCAGAACAAAGUCAACAUCUAAAGGUGUAGAAGAGGCCAUAUCAGAGAAGGUAGGAAGGGCAAAGAUGCAGUUUGGGAGUGAGCCAGACUGGCCGUCUGUGGAGGGGAAGGAGCCAGUGGUGUAG